AUGUCGGACCCAUACUUGUUUGGUCAGGUCAUAAUGGUAUUUUUGCUUUUUUCAUUAUUUCAUUCACCGCGGGCUUCUGACAAGAAACAAGUUUAUUUUUUGCGCAUUUUUAAGAGUUUUAGUCUCAAGUCAACGGUGAAUGGACUAUGAUUGGAAUGCGUUUUCCCGUUGAAUUUCGAAUUCAGCUCGAUAUGCAAGCGAUCAAAUGCGUCGUCGUCGGCGACGGAGCCGUCGGUAAAACUUGCUUACUUAUCUCCUACACGACUAACGCCUUUCCCGGGGAGUACAUUCCAACAGUAAGUUCCUUUUUUCCAUUAAGAAAGGGUUAAGGUUUUUUAGAACUCAUGAAAAUUCCCAGAAAUAGUUUCAAGUUUCCAUAAGCAAAGCUUUGAAAAGGCGUUCAGAAGUUCUACGAAAAUCAUUCUUCUCUUUAAUUUUCCUAAUAUUCAUCAUUUUUCCUAGUUAAUUCUCAAAUAGGAUGAGUUAGGAAGUUUAUCAGAUGAUUUUUCGGCCUUGCGGACUUUAAAGUUUUGCUAGAAUCUUUUGCAGUAAACGGAAUUCUCAUAUUCUUUGUAGUUUCUUUAGUUUUUUUUUUUCGAAAAGUUCAGAAGAAGUUAAGGACCUCCACUUCAAGCUGAAAACCGUAAAACGAAUGAUUUAAUUAAAAUGAAAGUAUUAGGUUGAUUGAUUUUUCUCUGAUUCAUCAGUUUACCGUUAUUCAUCUUCCCCUUUUUUGCUUUUUUCGUAAAAAAAAAAACAAACAUAUUUUCUUCGUGUAAAUGGCAGGGACUUUCUUGGGAAAGUUGAAGUGGGUCCUAAAGGAAGUGAAUAAGGUCCUGAAGAAUCGAAAAGUACCUUUUCCCGAAUUCCCACCAUCCACUACCUGGAAACUCUCAUGGUGGAUCCUAAACGACCAUUUAGGGGAGCCUAUAGGGGCUCAGAAAAGGGUCCUUUAGUAUACCUCUGUAAGGGGCAUUUUUUUUCUCCCUGCAGGAUUCACUCCAGCUUUUCCCAGUUUUUCAGCAGUUUUGCAAAGAUUCUAUCACUGAUAUUAUUGAUCAGGUGUUCGACAACUAUUCGGCGAACGUGAUGGUCGACGGACGGCCGAUAAACCUCGGCCUCUGGGAUACGGCCGGACAAGAGGACUACGAUCGGUGAGAUUUCGAAAGAAUUAUCCAUUGAUAAUCGAUCGUUUUCAGACUGAGACCUCUGUCCUAUCCGCAGACGGACGUUUUCCUCGUCUGCUUCUCGUUGGUCAACCCCGCCAGCUUUGAAAAUGUUCGGGCGAAAUGGUAAUUCAUUGUAUAGGAAAAUCAAAAAAUGUAUUGCAAAGAAAAUGAAAAACUGGUUUUUAAGAGCUUCAAGAAAGCUUUAAAAGUAUUUUUACAAUUUUAGUAAUUUUUUGAAGAGCAUUUUAAGAAAAUCACCUAGAAAAAGACAAUUACGGGACUUUUUAGUGAUGAUAAACUUGAAAAGAUGCUGAUAUUUGAAAUUUUAAGACAGUGUGUAGAUGAUCUGAGCCAACAAGAAAGGGUCCGACACGAUAAGAAGUAGAGAUAGUGCCUGGUUGGUGGAGAGCGCAGACAGACCAUGCCCCUUCCCAAACUAUCACUAAAUCGGCUAGAGUACAAAUCUAAUUUGAUGGUUUCAGGUACCCGGAAGUGUCGCACCAUUGCCCUCACACACCGAUCAUUUUGGUCGGAACGAAGGCUGAUUUGCGCGAGGACCGCGACACGAUUGAGAGGUUGAAACUUAAUUUUCUGUUUCAGCUGAUUACCGAACUCUUUAUUAUUUGUUCAUUGAUUAUUCUAAAAAUUUGACGAAUGACGGUAGAACAGAGAGAGAAAAAAUCAAAACGGCUUUUUUCCAAGCGUAGAGUGUUCAGAAAAAUGAGGGAAAAAGUUUCACGUAGAACUGAACAAAAACGUCAUUCUGGUCAUUUCACGUAUAUACAUGACUAAAACUCCUAUAGGGGGUACUGAAGCUUGCGAAAGUGGCCACUCUAGGGGGAGGUAAGAGAGUACCUAGAGCAAAACCUUCAAGUGCCCCUAAGGUCCCCCUAUAAGGGCCACUCUGGAGUUUCUGAGUAGUUUAACUGAUGAUCCAUUACCGUCCUAAACUUGCCGUGAGUUAUAUAAUUAGUGACGUCACGGAUUAACGGUCGGAUAUUUAGUGGGGACUUUGAACUUUAUCGCUUACUCAUCGAAGAACAAGGAAAACUGUUUCGAAACGCGAAAAAUUGGAUCUAAAACAGAAUUUAUUGUUCCGGGGCCUCGGUAACGCAUUCCUGACGUACCCUGGUCGUUUCUGAGCAUUUCUAGGUAUCACUUAAGAGUAACUGUAGCCGUUAAAGUUAUCACUAGAAUGCUCAGGGCGCGUCUGGUUUAGGUCCGAGUUAUUUCGAAACGAACUUGAGGAACCGGUGAACUUUUUUUUUUGAAUUUUGAAAUAUUUUUCUUUUUUCCAAUGGGAACGACAUCAGAAUUAUAUAAAUUAAUCGAUUUUAGACUGCGCGAGAGAAGAUUAUCGCCGAUCAGCCAGACGCAGGGCUACGUCAUGGCCAAGGAAAUCAGGGCCGUCAAGUAUUUAGAAUGUUCGGCGCUCACGCAGAAGGGACUCAAGCAGGUGAUUUUCUGGGAAAAAAAAUGACGUUUCAGUGAUUUUUCAGGAUUAAAAAAUGCACCUUUUGUUUAGGAAAUGAGCUUUAAAACUUCCUCAAUAAGGAUUCCUUGAAAAUACUGAAGCCCCUUAAUUUUCAGCCAUAGAAGUACAGAAGCCUCUCAAAAUUUCAUUUCCUAGAAGGCUUUAUGGAAUAGAAAGUUCUUGAAAUAAAAGGAUUUAUGCAAUUUUUUCGUUUUCUGAUGUGAAUUUGAAAUUUUUGAGAUGAUCGUUAGGUCUCCAGAGACCUUGGAAACUUGGAAAAAGAGAUCAUUCUUAUUGACUUUGUCUUUCUUUUCCCUAAAUCUUCUUCUUUUCUCAAAAACCUUUGUUGAAAAUUCUUCCCAAAAGCCCUAUUGAGACCCAUCGCCUAGACAUUUAUGAACCUUUUCCCUUGAGCAGUAUCUUUUUUGUGGCUCCGAUCCCAUUAGAAAUGAUUUUUGAGGUGUUCGACGAGGCGAUCCGCGCUGUCCUGUCGCCUCAGCAAAAGGUGAAGCGAAGCAAAUGCAUCGUUCUCUAG
Messenger RNA from Caenorhabditis auriculariae, 3178 nucleotides. Lineage: Eukaryota; Metazoa; Nematoda; Chromadorea; Rhabditida; Rhabditidae. The record is from the annotation of a GenBank genome assembly.